Astyanax mexicanus (Mexican tetra) is the source of this 6270-nucleotide messenger RNA. RefSeq names its product polycomb group ring finger 5b (gene pcgf5b). Gene Ontology annotation, biological process: regulation of transcription by RNA polymerase II. Bases 807 to 1514 code for a protein of 235 amino acids. Gene Ontology annotation, cellular component: PRC1 complex. Lineage: Eukaryota; Metazoa; Chordata; Actinopteri; Characiformes; Acestrorhamphidae. The record is from RefSeq and is a predicted model, not a curated record. The transcript is spliced from 9 exons.
UAAAAAGACUGGGUAAACUUUGUAAGUUAGUUAACGUUAACGUUAUAUAUAGUUAGCCACCUUCUGUUUGGUUGUCUAACUUUGAAGCAGGCACCCUGCUAAGCUAAGCUAGCUGAUAAGCUAACUAACUAGUUAAGCUAGCUAAUGUGUGUUAAGCUAAUAAUGUCACGGAAAUAAUGUUAUUUCCUUAAGAUAACACAGACAGCCCGUAUCUUGUACCGUACGCCACCAGUAUUACAGGUAGCUAACGCUACUUCACAGGAAUUGACCCCAAAAGAAUGUAUUUUAAACUGCAGGCUGUGAGAAAGGCAGUUAGCUAGUUGGUUAGUGGUUAUUCUGUAGCUAAAUGUCAGUCAGAGAAACGUCAGUUUCGGUUUGAGAGUGGAGAGAGAUAGAGACAGAGGGGGCGGGGCUUACGCGCUGUGUGACGCAGCACGCACCUGUACGCCACAAGUUCCUCUAUAGAGAUUUAUUUUAAAAAAAAAAAAAACAAACGCUCUUAAUAAUUUAAAGACACUUUAAAUUGUUGUUUGCAUAGUUUGCAUAAUAUCUUCAGAGAACCUUACCAACAGAACAGGACGCCAGCGAUACAGAGGGCUUCAGCACCUGAGCUGAAUGGUGAAAAUGCAGCACACAUGAUAUCGAGAUAUCACCAAACGUUGAGCAUGGCUGGAUGUAAAGGCAAGGCGCCAUCCAGCAAAGCCAGGCUUUGAGCCAUACCUCCAGCUGUUCUCUCCAUAUAUCUUCAUCCGCCCUGUACACACACUCUCCCACAUCCCCCUUCAGCCUGGUUGCAACAGGUGAAAAUGACCACGCCGAGGAAGCACUUAGUCAAGGAUUUCAACCACUUCAUCACCUGUUAUGUGUGUAAAGGAUAUCUGAUCAAGCCCACCACCGUGACAGAGUGCCUGCACACCUUUUGUAAAAGCUGCAUCGUCCAGCAUUUCGAAGACAGCAACGACUGUCCCAAAUGCGGCAUCCAAGUGCACGAAACAAACCCACUGGAAAUGUUGAGAUUGGACAACACUUUAGAAGAAAUCAUAUUCAAGCUUGUGCCUGACCUUAGAGAAAAGGAGCAACAGCGGGAGAUUGAAUUCUGGAAAAGGAACAAGUCAAAAGAAAACGGUGAUGAUGAUGGCCCCAGGUGUAAAAGGGCGAAGCUGGAUGACGACCUUGAUGACCGAGGGGACGGAGACUACCAUAGAAGUGAUCCUCAGAUAGCCAUCUGCCUGGACUGUCUACGCAACAACAGUCAGCUGGGAGAGAAUAUUGUAAAGGGCUUAAUGAAGAAAUUUAUUCGCUGCUCAACCCGAGUCACAGUCGGAACAAUCAAGAAGUUCUUAAGUCUAAAGUUAAAGCUUCCAAGUUCUUAUGAGCUAGAUGUUCUAUGCAAUGGAGAGAUCAUGGGGAAAGAUCACACCAUGGAAUUCAUCUACAUGACGAGAUGGAGGCUUCGGGGUGAAAAUGACUACCCAAUGGUACUUGAAUAUCGACCUCGAAUUGACUUUGGCUAGAUGAUGAGCUGAUGCUCCUGCACUACUUUCAGCCUAUCAGCACACAGAACAGUGAAUGGUCGUGCUACACAGUAGCGACUCAAACACACCAGUCUACUUUCUUUUACAUUUUUUUUAGCAGUUCCUCUCCAGGAGUUUUUACUCACUCUUCAGAUUUCCCAGCACAGCAGGGACUGGAACUCUUGGUGCCCCGGAUUGUUGGAAGGAUGUUUGUUUGCCAUGUGUGUGUCUCGCUCUGUUUGCUGGUCUAGCAGCAGAACUGUUGACGUACGUUUUCACGGGCCCAGGAGAGGAGUCUCCAACUCUUCAAGUGCAUUCAGUCGUUAUGUAAGUUGCUUGUAUAUCAGUAACUAUUAUAGUGCCUUUUCCACACAUUGUGUUUCAGUGAUGAUAGUCACUGAUCCCAGGAGCCUUGUUUCUGUACAGAUAGGCCUGUGUAAUCUGAAUUCUGUUCAUUGUGUUCAUAUAAAAAUACACACAGUGAAGUGUCUUAUCAGCCCCAGUCUUCAUCUGGUAUUAUUAAAAUAAGCUACUUGUGUCAAUUUCAUAUUUUUAUUACAUCCCUCGCUGCCUCGUACUGUACCUGACCCGUAAAGGACAGCAGUGUCUACAGUAUCUACUGGGAUUUGUUCCAAUAUGUUUUUUUUGUUGUUUUUUUUUAUGAAGAAGGAAGCUUUAUUAUCAGCAGUAGAGAAAGCAUGCAGGCGUUCACUAGAGUGAAAGAAGGAAUAGAUUCAUACGUUAUACAACUGUUUAGAAUUACCAUCUGGAGUUUAUAUAGUUUAGCCAGUUACAGUAACUAGCAAAAGUAUAGACAACACAUUUUUGCACUUUUUAUUAUGCAAUUGCCUUUUUUUCUUACAGGUUUUAAUUUUUCUGUGUUAAAAGCAAACAGAUUCAUUGGUCUUUCAUGUUUGAUCUUGACCUCCACAGUUCCCCUGAACAGUGUUCUGCACCGUAAAAUCUUUCUUUAGUGGGAAAAUACUGCUAGUCACUGCAGCUCCAAAUAGACAUUGUGAAAUUAAACAAAACAUUAAUUGUGGCAUGUAUAAGAAAUAUGACAACUUUAUUUUUUGUUUGUUUCUAAUCUGCUGAGAAAUCUAAUAUAAUGUAUAUUUAACAACACAUGUAAUUAGACCAGGUUUGGGCACCCUUUACCAAAUGACAAUGACUGUUUUCUUUUUUCCACAAUUUAAAUUUAAAUGUAAAACCUUCAAAAAACUUCAAAUUAAUUACAAUUAUACGAUAAAAAUAUUAUUUAAUAUUGAUAGCUAAAAUACAAGAGUUUGGUGCAACUGUAGAAAAUACAUAUCCAUACAUCUGUAUUAUACAUGUGUAGUUUAGUUUUAGCAGUUUUUUUUUUAAGCCAGAAGUUGCACUCAUAGCUUUAGCAUGCACCAUUUGAUACUGUUUGCAGCAGUAAAAACGAAGGUAUACCCUUAAAUGUUAAAUCCAUAAUUAAUUGGACUCUAAACUUUUGUCUGUGUUAAAGCAAACAAAUUAAUUAGUCUUUUUUAGAUCUGAUCCUGACCUCCACAGUUCCCCUGAACAGUGUUCUAAGCCGUAAAAUCUUUCUCUAGCACUGGUACAAUCUUUGAAGAGCCACAGAAUUUAUAAAACUUAUGGAAAUUUGAUCAAACUGACGGUUCCUAACUAGAGUUAGGAUAGAAAUGCCUCUGACCCAAUGUGCUAAUCAAGGUCUGAGACCUUGUCUGUGAAAUUGCACAGGGUACAGUUUAUUUUUAAGGCUAUAAAAUAUGGAAAAAAACUACAUUUCCCACAUCUCAGUAAAAAAAAAAAAAGAAAAAGACAAAUGUGUCAUUUAGCCAAGGGUGCCCAAAUGGUCAUAUACAGCUCUGAACAAAAAUGAGACCACUUAAAAAUGAUGAGUUCCUCUGGAAUAUAAUCAAGAGGAAGAUAGAUGAUCACAAGCCAUCAAACCAAGCUGAACUGCUUGAUUUUUUGCACCAGGAGUGGCAUAAAGUUAUCCAAAAGCAGUGUGUAAGACUGGUGAAGGAGAACAAACAUUUCUCAUUUUCUGCAAAGAAAUGCUCUUAAUGACAAUAUUUUUAUUUGGAAUUUGGGAGAAAUUUUGUCCAUAGUUUAUAGAAUAAAAAAACAAUGUUCAUUUUACACAAACAUAUAACUGUAAAUAGCAAAAUCAGAGAAACUGAUUCAGAAACUGAAGUGGUCUCUUAUUUUUUUCCAGAGCUGUAUAUAGUUCUUUCAAAAGUCUUUUUUUCCACAGAUAUGAUUUGAAACCUUUUUAUAGUCCUCACACUUUCAGUGACCCCUGUGGCCUGUAGAUGUGGACACUGGUGUGGUGGACCACACAUCAGGAUGGACAUGUUUAAAGUGAUCAAUCAGAAUAACUUUGCAUUGAUUUAUAGUGACCCUGUUCCCUCAGGGGAAACUGGACCAAAACCAAGGUUUUGAUAUGACAGUGGAAAAAUACUGCUAGUAACUGCAGCUCUAAAUAGACAGCGUUCUGUAUCUGCAUAGUAUUCCAAGCUAUUACUCUCCGCCUCCAGUUUGUUUACAUAUCCUGUCAUGGGAAUGACCCCGAAGAUCUCAAAAGCUUGGGCUGUUUUAUUAUUUUUUUUAAAGCUAAAGUAUCUAUUUUAUUGUACCAUAUAUUGCAUUUUGUUUUUGCUUUUUCAUUGAUCAGAUUACUUUUCUUUGGGGUGUCUUCUUAGGCGUUCUAGCUUUAAAAUGAGGCCUGCUAUCCGGUGUCAUGUCAAAAAAUGCUCAAAGUGUCCAAAUGUCUAUUAAUUAUUGAAGGCAGAAGCUGAGGGGCUUUCUUCUGCUUUAUCCCACUAUUUUUCAACCAUAUAAUCUCAAAUCCCAAACUGUUCUAAGGUUAGAGGAUUUCACCAAAGACACAAAGCCUUGGGCUAUGUUCACACAGCAGGUAAACGUGGCCCAAACUUUGACAAAACAUUUUUUUCAUAUGUGACACAGAUAUGUGGCAAAACACUGAAUUUGAUGUAAUUAAUUCUGAUUAGGCCACUUUAAUAUGAGGAAAGCCAACAGAUCAGAAUUCAUGUGACUUUUAAUUCAAGGAGAAGGAAAAAAUGGAUGUUAGGGAAUGACAGGAAUUCUGGUUCAGAAUUACAGUACUACAAUAAAUUAAAGCCAUAUUAAAACCACAAAAAAAAAUGCAAUAGAUCAUCUAUAGCCCUAUCCUGACGGGAUUCGUUUUUCAAGGGGUCUCAUUUUCUCUUUUAUGGGGGGUCCUCUGUGAAAUUUACAGGCUGAAUUACCUACUGUUUUUCGCUGAACUCCGUCCGGACGCACAUCUGAGUUUCGUCACCUCCCAUUUAAUAAAAUAGCUAUUUGUCCACUGCCAUGCACCAUAAUUACACUUUGGGCGCACGUUUCCACAGAGAUCCACGUAAAAACAACAGCGGGUGGAAAUGAAGUAGCUACUGAACGUGAUUUUGUGACCGAAAAGCCAAAAAACUCACUGGUCCUCCUGUUUUUUUAAUUGCAGUACGGAAGCAAGAGUUUUAUCACUGAGUAGAAGUGUGAAAUAUUUUUCACAGACGUCCCCCUGAGAAACUAAUCCCAUCCAGAUAGGGCUUUUGACAUUAAAUAUUCAUGUAAAAAUCGUUUUAAUUAUUUCGGUAAACAAACAAAUGCUAAGGCUAAGCUGUCAACUCAGCUAAGCUUACUAAAUCUACGUUUUAGUUUCCCAACGUUUUAUACCUUUUCAUUUGUGCAAGGAGGUCAUAAAAAUCUACUUGAACCUGUAUAAAAAAAUAAUCCUAUAGGAAACACUGAGACUUCACAUUUAGUAUAAAUAUUUGGGUUGAUCAAACUAAAUAGAAGACCCAUAUUGCAACCCCUCUGUAUUUGAAGAAACGUAAAAAAAAAAAAAUCAAAAUGCAGCCAUAUGAAAACAUUGUUGAAAGAAAAUAAAAAGGUUAAAAGCUAAAGUACAGAGAUGCAAACCAAAGAAGUGGGCAUGGCCAAAUAACGUGCCCUUUUUAGAGAAUGCGUGAACGCUUGUAGGUGCAUGAACUUUUCAAACAAAUGUCAGAUAUUGAUAUUAUUAAAAUAAAAUUUAUGCCACUUUACCUGCUGUAGGAACAUAACUUAUGGCCUUCUCGAAAUUAAAGCUAAAACAAUGAACUAAACUUGCCUUACAGCUGCAGCAUUCACAGAUGCUUUAAAAGCCUAGCAAAACAAGUAUGUAGACAUUAUUUCAUCCAAAAUUCACAAGCUUCCGUAUGUUUUUGUUUGACUAAUUAUUUUUUUCAUGAAACCAAUUUUGAUGGAUUUUUACAGAUAAAGGUCAGAACCGUUCAUAAACUGUAAUUGAAGCCUAAGAAUGAAGCCCUUUCUGGUGAGUUCAUUAAUGUGUGUAUAUCAGUAUGUAUGUUUGGGGGGAAAACACCAGUAGGCUAGUGGUUUAAUGUGGUAGCUGAAUAAAUGUUUAGACCGAAUAAUCCUUGAAAUGUCCUUGUGCUGCAAUGAAUUAUAUGUAUUUUUGUAACAAGAAGCACUUGUAGAUAUAUAAAAAAAAGUUGUAUGUUUAACAAACAUAAGAUGCUGCUUAGAAUAAUCUAUUUUUCAAUGUAAAUGUGCCUGAGAUCAUUCCUAUAGAGAUUAGAUAUGUACAUACUGUAAGCGACUUAUUAUAUAUGUGAAGCAUUGUUUAAAUACAUGCCGGUCGAUGAAUGAAGAAUUGCCUGUGUUGUUAUUUGGAUUACACAGUAUUUGAAUAAAAAAACAACCUGAAUUAUAAAAACAA